GGACGCGCCAAGGAUGAACGAAGUACUUGCAGCAACCAUGGAGCAAAAUCUCAAUGAUCAGACUCGGCGGGAGUUGGAGCAGGAGCUGCACACGGAAAUCAUCCCUGGGACGGAGAUUAUGACAGAUGUGAGCACUCACCACUUUGUCAAGUCAUCCCAAGGAGACCACUCCGUGCUGGUACCUCAGCCGAGCAACGAUGAACAUGACCCUCUGAAUUGGGCCCAGUUUUGGAAGCUUUGUACUGUCUUCUGCGCUAUGCUGUGCGCUCUGGUGCAGGGCAUCGGUCCGAUUGCCUUGGCUCCUAUGUUUCCAUAUUAUAUGAAAGAAUUCCAUGCAAGUCAAGCGGAAGUCGUGGAACUUACCGGAAUCACCAUUUUAGUGCUAGGCUUUAGCAACUUCAUCUGGGUGCCGAUCCAGUCCUGCUUUGGGCGACGCUCCGUGAUGAUUAUUUCAACUUUGAUUUGCUUGGCCAGUAGCAUCUGGAAAGCAAAAGCCACAUCGUAUUCAAGCUUUCUGGGUGGUUGUGUUCUGAAUGGAAUUGGAGCAGGCCCUUCUGAGAGUACUCCACCGACAAUCAUCGCAGACGUGAUUUUCCUCCACGAUCGAGGCAAGUACGAAACGUUAUAUUUCGCAACUUAUUUUGGCGCCUUACAGCUUGGCCCUAUUCUCUCUGGCAAGAUGGCAGAGUACACCGGGUUACCGAGCUUCUGGUGGUUAAAUGCUGGUCUUCAAGGCUUCGCAGUGCUUUGUUUCAUCUUUCUAUUUCCCGAGACAAAAUACAAACGCGGACUGGUGGAUGGCAACACCACCGCCAAACCACCUACUCCUGGCGAUAAACACUCAAAGUUCGAACAGUUGGAAAUAAAGAGCGGAUCUUCAGAUCUAGAGGAAGAGGGCACAUCUCAAGUGCAACAAGUCGAUCAUCUAUGGCUAGCCCAAGGCAAGCCGUCAAAGAGCCAGUGGAAACUAUUCCAAUCUUAUGAAGGCAACCUUCUGUUAGAGUUAUGGCUCCCAUUGAAGGUGUACUUCUUUCCUAUCGUUCAAUUCGCUGCCUUGGUUGUAGCAUGGUCCUGCUCUUCGUCACUGACCCUUAAUCUUACCCAAUCGCAAGUCUUUCAUGCACCGCCCUAUAAUUUUGGCGCUUCGAAAAUUGGGUUCUUCAAUUUUGCGAUUUUCGCAGGAGUCUUGAUCGGUCUAUUCACAGCCGGCCCCUUGAGUGAUCUUUGUGCCAAAUGGCUAACAAAGAGAAACCACGGUAUCAGGGAGCCUGAGAUGAGAUUGCCGGCUAUGAUUCCCUAUGUUAUUAUUAUGAUUAUUGGUAAUAUCGUUGUCGCCCUUGCAUAUCAACACAGCUGGGAUUGGAAGAUUGCCGUCAUUAUCGGCUAUACCUGCGCUGGAAUCCAGCUUGCUGGUCUCCCAGCGAUUGUAUCCACCUAUGCUGUUGACUCGUAUAAACCGGUUGCAGGCCCGCUGUUUGUGGCAAUCACGAUUACCAAGAACGUCUGGGGAUAUGGUUAUUCGAAAUAUCUCACCAAAUGGACUAUGAGCAGUGGAUACAUUGCUCCAAUUAUGACCAACAUGGCUCUGAUAACUCUCUGGUGUCUGUGUGGUCUCAUAUUUUGGUAUAGGGGGAAGUCAUUUAGGAAGUGGACAAGGGAUUCUAAAGUACACACCAUGUGAAAUCAGGAUAACCUUUCUAGUGGAUGUCUCAGAUAACGUGUUAUUUUUAACAUGACACUUACAUGGGUUCAAGGUUCCAUAACUUCUCAUUAUGAUCUAAGUUACCUUCAACAAUACACGAUCGAUUCUUCCAGUCCUAUUGAGAUAGACCUUCAUCCUUGGAAGUUGAUUCCUUUUCUAUAUCG
Talaromyces stipitatus ATCC 10500 is the source of this 1866-nucleotide messenger RNA. RefSeq lists its product as uncharacterized. The transcript has 8 exons. The record is from RefSeq and is a predicted model, not a curated record. Gene Ontology annotation, biological process: transmembrane transport. Gene Ontology annotation, molecular function: transmembrane transporter activity. NCBI's taxonomy places the organism in Eukaryota, Fungi, Ascomycota, Eurotiomycetes, Eurotiales, Trichocomaceae. The coding region runs from base 14 to 1681 and encodes 555 amino acids.